This is a messenger RNA of Trypanosoma cruzi, 2724 nucleotides long. Its product is annotated as trans-sialidase, putative. The transcript has a single exon. NCBI's taxonomy places the organism in Eukaryota, Euglenozoa, Kinetoplastea, Trypanosomatida, Trypanosomatidae. The coding region runs from base 1 to 2724 and encodes 907 amino acids. The record is from RefSeq and is a predicted model, not a curated record. Gene Ontology annotation, molecular function: exo-alpha-sialidase activity.
AUGCUCUCACGUGUUGCUGCAGUGAAGGCACCCCGCACACACAACCGUCGCGGCGUGACCGGAUCCAACGGAAGGAGGAGGGAAGGAGGAGAGAGUGAGCCGCAGAGGCCCAACAUGUCCCGGCGUGUGUUUACUUCCGCGGUGCCGCUCCUUCUCGUCGUGAUGAUGUGCUGCGGCAGUGGAGCUGCAGUCCCGGAAGAGAAGCCGUCUGGCAAGGGAUCGGAAGCGGAGAAAUAUUUUGCUUGGAGAAAUAAGAAUGAUAAAGAAACAGUGAGUUUGCUUCGUGUUCCCAGUCUUGUUGAGAUGAACGGUGAUGUGUUUGCCGUUGCCGAGGCGCAGUUGAAGGAUGAAAGCGAUUUUAAUGGGAUUGCCUCGGGGUUCCUGGAGUGGAAUGACAAAGCAUCAAAAGAAUUGGAUAAAACUAAACUGAAGACGCAAGUACUGGUGGAAUGUUUUUCCGAUAAGGAGAAUUGUGCCUCCCGUGGAGCCGAUCUGGUUGUCUCCCAAGGAGUGAAGAAGGUACAUGUGAGUCGACCAACAACAGUCGUUAAGGAAAGUGAUAUUUACAUGCUCGUUGGAAAAUACUGUCGGAAACCUGCUGCCGCUGGUGCUGGGGGGAGUGAAGCAGAUGAAUGGGGACUUUUGCUGGUGAAGGGCCAAGCCAGUGGUAAUGGGGAAAGCAGCAAAGGAAUCCUUUGGAAAGAAACAAACGAUGUUCCACUGACAGCUUUUGUGGAGGAACCUCAAUCCUUGACGCGGCUGAUUGGCAGUGGUGGAUCGGGUGUUAAGAUGGAGGACGGUACGCUUGUGUUUCCCGUGGAAGCCACGAAGAAGAACAAGGAUGCAAAGACCAUUUCGUUGGUCAUAUACUCCUCGGAUGCUAAACUUUGGACGCUGUCGAAGGGGAUGUCUGACGAUGGCUGUAGUGAUCCCUCCGUCGUGGAGUGGAAGGACAAACUCAUCAUGAUGACUGCGUGUGAUGAUGGCCGCCGCAGGGUGUACGAGUCCGGUGACAAGGGGGAUUCGUGGACGGAGGCACUCGGGACACUCUCGCGCGUGUGGGGCAACAAAAAGGGUGAAAUCGUUGAGAACGGGUUCAUCACAGCGACGAUUGAGGACAGGGACGUGAUGCUCGUUACUCUGCCGGUGUAUUCCAAGGAGGACAGUAAAAAAGUAACGGGCAAUGGAAAGGGCAGACUCCAUCUUUGGCUGACGGACAAUACGCACAUUGUCGAUAUUGGGCCGGUAUCCGAUGAUGACGUUGCCGCCAGCUCCCUGUUGUACAAAAGUGCUGGAAGUGGAGAUAAUAAGAAGGAGGAGCUUAUUGUACUAUACGAGAAGAAGAAGGGCGAUGGAGAAUCAUCACACAGUCUUUGGUCUGUGCUCCUGACUGAGCAGCUGCAGCGUGUGAAGGAUGUGCUGGCGACGUGGAAGAAAGUGGACGACCUUGUCUCCAAGCUGUGCACCACUUCAAGUGCUGAGAAGGAUGCCUCACCUGAAAAUGCCUGCAGCACUACUGUUAAGAUCACGGAUGGGCUGGUUGGCUUUUUGUCUAACAACUUCUCUGAGAACACAUGGAGGGACGAGUACCUCGGGGUGAACGCCACGGUGAAGAAGAAAGAUGGGGCAACAGAGGAUGCAGGGGAGACGGGGGCAACAAAGACUUCCGAUGGUGUGACUUUCCAGGGAGCGUGGGCGGAGUGGCCUGUUGGCAGUCAGGUGGAGAAUCAGCUGUACCACUUUGCGAACUACAACUUCACUCUUGUGGCGACGGUGUCCAUCCACAAGGUGCCGGAGGGAGAUAACACUAUUCCUUUGAUGGGUGUGAAGAUGAAUGGUGAACAAGGGAAAUUUUUUGGGUUGUCUUACGAGAAGGAAAAGAAAUGGAAGUUACUGUGCGGUGACGGAACGAACGAGGAGCUCAGCAGCAUUGGGGAACCUGAGACAACACACCACGUGGUAAUUUUGCUACGAAAUGGCAACCAGAGCUCCGCGUACGUCGACGGUCAGCGUGUGGGGAAUGGACAAUGUGAAUUGAAAGAUAUGGAAUCGCAAGACAUCUCACACUUCUACAUUGGAGGGGAUGGAGGUGCGAAAGGCGUCUCAGAGGUCCAAGACGUGUCUGUGACUGUGAAGAACGUCCUGCUGUACAACCGCCCGUUGAGUGACAAUGAGAUUGGCGUCCUUAACCCAAAUAAAGUCGCCAUUCAACAUUUGAAGGAUAAGUCGUCGGAGCCUUCAACAGUUUCUUCUGAUUCCGUUAAUCCUAACACCUCUCCGGCUACCGCAGAUGCUCAGCAAACCGGAACUUUGUCUACUCCUGACGGAAAACAUCUGACGGAACAGGGACAAUCGAUGGGGAGCAGUAAUGCGGGCAGUGGCGGUGCAUCCACAACAGCGGUGUCCGCUAUAACUACUCCUUCAGCAGGAGAGGAGUCCGUAUUGCAGGUGACGUCAGGAACAUCUCCCGAAGGAACUCAAACUGUGGGUGGCGGUUCUACUGCUGAUGGCGAGCCAACGAUGGAGACAAGAGAAGGAGGAACGAAUGGGCAGGAGGAGGAGGUUAAUACACAGCUCGGGGAAGUAAAUGCCACGACACUCAGCAGCAACCUCGGAAAUGUGUCGCAAGAAAAUAACAGCGAUGCCGGCAGCAUGUGUGGGAGCGGACUGCUGCCAUCGCUGCUUCUGCUUCUGUUGGGACUGUGGGUGUUUGCGGCUCUGUGA